AUGGCUGCAUCUCCUGCGGUCGUCGCCCAGAUCGCUCCCCAGAAGAAGCCAGAGGGCCUUGACCUCUACGCGCGCUUCGCCUUUGCCGGCGCGGUCUGCUGUUCGGUCACCCAUGGCGCCUUUACUCCCGUUGAUGUCGUGAAGACCAGGAUCCAGCUCGACCCGGCCACCUACAACCGUGGUAUGAUCGGCGGCUUCCGUCAAGUCAUUCAGGCCGAAGGCGCUGGUGCCCUUCUGACCGGCGCUGGUCCGACCUUCGCGGGUUACUUCCUGCAGGGUGCGUUCAAGUUUGGGGGCUACGAGUUCUUCAAGCAGCAGUCGAUCAACACACUCGGUUUGGAGAAGGCCCGCCAGAAUCGCGCGGCCGUGUACUCGGUUUCGGCGGCUUGCGCCGAGUUCUUUGCUUCCAUCGCUCUUUGUCCGCUUGAGGCUACGCGGAUUCGUCUUGUUUCGCAGCCGGGUUUCGCCAACGGCCUGAUUGGAGGGUUCGGCAAGAUCCUCAAGAAUGAAGGCGUGGGUGCCUUCUACCGUGGCUUUGGUCCGAUUCUCUUGAAGCAGGUUCCCUACACCGUGACUAAGUUUGUCGCCUUCGAAAAGGUCUCCGAGGCUGUUUUCGCGCGCCUUGACAAGUCCAAGCUGUCGGGCGGCGCCCAGACCGCCGUGAACUUGGGAUCCGGUCUGAUGGCUGGCUUCGCCGCUGCUAUCGUCUCUCAACCCGCUGACACCAUGCUGUCCAAGAUCAACAAGACACAGGGUCUACCGGGCGAGAGUACCGUUUCCCGUCUGAUCAAGAUUGCGGGUGAGCUUGGUCUUCGUGGUUCCUUUGCUGGCCUUACCACUCGUCUGUUCAUGAUUGGCGGUCUUACUGCUGGUCAAUUCGCUAUCUACGGUGACAUUAAGAAGGCUCUUGGUGCCACCAAUGGCGUCGAAAUUGCCAAAUAA
Aspergillus terreus NIH2624 is the source of this 942-nucleotide messenger RNA. Its product is annotated as mitochondrial phosphate carrier protein. The record is from RefSeq and is a predicted model, not a curated record. Gene Ontology annotation, molecular function: phosphate transmembrane transporter activity. Gene Ontology annotation, cellular component: mitochondrial inner membrane. NCBI's taxonomy places the organism in Eukaryota, Fungi, Ascomycota, Eurotiomycetes, Eurotiales, Aspergillaceae. Bases 1 to 942 code for a protein of 313 amino acids. Gene Ontology annotation, biological process: mitochondrial phosphate ion transmembrane transport. The transcript is spliced from 4 exons.